AUGGAGGCAAACUCGCUGAAUCGAAGCGUCAGAGCUGGUCUGACGGAGCUCCCUAUCGAGCUUCUGGCAGACAUCGCGAAUCGGCUUGAGAACAGCGAUAUCAAGAACCUUCGUCUGGCGUGCAAGCUUCUCGCCAGAACAUCAGCGCUGCGCCUCAGCCGCGUCUUCCUGUCUGCGAAUCCCCUCAACGUCAAAGUCUUCCGCGCCAUUGCCGACCACGAGGUGUUUCGCCAUGGCGUCAUCGAAGUCAUCUACGACGAUGCUCGGCUUCCACGGUCUGCGUAUGAGGAGGCAUCGGCUCGAAGGCCCGACUUGCUGCGUUGUAGCGAGUCUCGGCAGAUAGGCGUGCAGACUGAUGAAAACUGGUUUAACAACGAGCGGCAGCAGAACAUGAGAGAGAUUGACCGUCACGAGUUCCACACUGCAGGCCAGUGGGAUAGUCCUGCUAGGACGCAGCAAGCAGCAGCUGAGAUGCCAAUGCAGGCGUCGUGGGCAUAUUAUCAAGAUCUAGUCCGUCAGCAAGAUGAAGUGAUUGCAGACAACUCUGAUUUAGAGGCUUUACGAUAUGGGCUGCGGCGGUUCUCAUCGUUACAAACCGUUAUUGUUACGCCAGCUGCUCACGGCUUACUGUUCAGUCCGCUCUACAAGACGCCAAUGAUUCGAGCGUUUCCCCUCGGCUUCAAUUAUCCUAUCCCACGGGGCUGGCCUGCACGCCACGAGGGACAAUCUUCUUUUGCAGCCGCUGCAUGGGUUAAUGAAGAAGAUGCCGUCUGGGCAGAAAAGGCUAGAGCUCAAUGGCGAGGCUGCCAGAUUGUCACCCGUGCUCUCGCAGAAGAGCGGCGACACCACCACGUGUCUGAGUUUCUCAUUGACUCCAAGCAACUUCUUACUGGGCUCAACUGCCGCCUCUUUGAACAGCAAUGCAAGGCGUACGAUGAUAUAGUAUCGAUACUUGAGCAUCCUGGCCUUCGGCGCUUUGAGCUUUCACUUCACAUUGACGGACAGCAGCGACUGGGCUGGCCAGCCUUUCGCAGCGGUCUUUUGCGCCAUGCUCUAGCCAAGGCUGAGGAUUUGGAGCAUUUCUCCUUGGCCGCUGACACAGACCCUGAUAUUGUCGAUGGAGAGUCGCCUCCGUCGCUGGAGACGUAUCUUCCCCUUAAUCGCUGGCCUCGGCUUCAGCAUCUGAGGCUGUGGAAUCUGUCUGUCAAAAAAGCCGAAGUCAUCUCAAUACUAACUAGAAUUCCUCCAACGCUAUCCACACUUGAACUCGGCCAUUUAAUAUUUUCAGAUAACGGAGAUUAUCGCAGCCUGCUUUAUGAUAUGCGCCUCAUUCUCCGCUGGCAUGAGCGGGGGAUCCGACCCAGAGUCAAGAUUGCCUUGCCUCGCAAACCAUAUUAUAGAGAUGGGCAGUCUGUCUGGAUCGAGGAGGAGGUUGACGAAUUUUUAUACGGAAAUGGUGCUAAUCCGUUUGAUGCGAGACUGGGCUUGAAUCGGGUACAACAAGGCGUGGGAGUCCUUCGCGAUGUGUUUAUCGAAGAUUAUGAGAAGCCUUGGUGA
Molecule: messenger RNA, 1557 nt
Organism: Trichoderma atroviride IMI 206040
Lineage: Eukaryota; Fungi; Ascomycota; Sordariomycetes; Hypocreales; Hypocreaceae
Source: RefSeq, a predicted model, not a curated record